AACGCUUCGUGACGAAAGAGAGCGUUGUGAACAGUUGUUCUGUAUUUUCCUAGUUUUGCUCGGGAAAUGAAUGUUUUUUCCACUCAGAUGGUGUUGAUUUAAUUAAUUGAACAAUGGUUGUGACAUUGGAGCGAGUUCAGUUCAAAUUUGCCUCCAUCAUCGGAGAACUCUGCAGUGAACCAGAUAUCCUUUCACAGUUUGCUGUCUGGGUGGAUCUCAGGUUAGCAGAGUAUAAGUUAAAAGGAUAUAUUACACUGGAAUGCGAUGGUGAUACUCCUGAUCCAGUGUGGCUGAAAGGUAUUCUGAGUGUUCUACUACAAAAGAAAUCCAAAGAGAGGGAAGUUGCUAUCGAAUCACCUGAUUGUACCCACAAAUGUCCUUGUCACCAUGAUAUGAGUGACUCUUUUCAAGAUGCCAAGUCUGUUGUAGGUGUUGAUGAACAUGGACAAGACAGGUGUAGUCCAUCUGAUAAGCUUGAACAGAAGGCAUCUUCCAGCAACCAGAGCAAGUGUAAUCAGCCAACACCAAGUUGCAGCAAGGAUAACAAUAAAAAUUUAUCAAGUCCAGAUGAGCAGGAAGCAACUUGUGAAGAGGAAUCACUUUAUGUUGUUGUAAAGAAAGAAUCCCAAGAUGAAGAUUUUGUUGUUAUUGUACCUCCAGGAAACCAGUCACAGUUGGACAGCAGCUGUAUACAUACAUCUCUUCAUUCUCAUGAGACUACUGUACGUGAUAAAGUUGAAUCUGACUCCAGAAGUGACUCUGAGGAAAGGGAUUCACCAAAUCACCAAAGUCUGAUGUCUAUUAUUGGUAAAACUUUACCUGAUACUGACUUUCCUUCAGAUGCCACUGUAAAUUUGAAGAAUAAUACGAAAACCAAAAUCUCAAGUGCAUCGCAAAAUGUCCAGGUUGGCACAUGUUCCUCCGGUGGAUACCCAAUUCUCAGUAGUUCAAUUCUUUUUCAAGUUCCAAUCACAGCUGUCAAUGUUGCUAAAACCCAGGGAAGUUUAGUGAAUGCCUUAAGUUCAGGGCAGACAGGAGUAAAUAUUAGCUCCAUACCCCUCCAGUCAGCAAGUCAGUGUGGUGUGCCUUCAAUACCAGUGCCUGUGAAGGUAAAACUGCCUUUUGCCCCUCGUAUUCCGAUCUGUAAUCCAGCCAUAACUAAUCUAAAUGGGGGGCAAAUGUCUGUUCUUAAAAUGCCACACAAAUAUUCAAGCAGUAGUCAAGAAGCAGUAAAUGGAACAGAGGACAAGAAGAGGAAGUCAAUAUCGAACUCUACUCCAAAUACCAAACAAGACCGUUUUAAGAAGACAAAACUGUCAACUGAAAAACCCUCUAGCUGUGAGCCAGUAGCAAGUGGAAAACACCUGGCAGCUAGUGGAAAGCACCCAGCAGCUAAUGGCAACCCUACAAUAAAUCCUUCUAAUCAGGCAGCAACACAGGCAGUCUGGUCAGGAAUUCAGUGUGUAGUUCCUCACCUUUCUCCUAAUCAAGUUUCUCUGGGAUUGGAUCAAGGGGCAACGUCCUCUCCAAAUAUUUCACCAACGCAAGGGCGGAAAGUGAGCUUUAAGUAUCCAAUGAAAAAGAGAACAGUUGUCACAAAGUACAGACCUAUCCUACCUGCCGAUUCAGGAGCAAAGAUUCCAGGAACAACAGCAUCAGUGUCUAGAACGAUUGACAGUUCACCAAAGAGAUAGCAACAGAACAUCCCAGUUACCAUUGGUUUUGUCUUUAUUAUAGGCACACAGUGAUCUUGCAGUGGUCCAUUGUAGUAUCUACAUUUGUAUUUGCUUUCCUUUCAUUUUUGUGAUAAAAUACUGAAACAACGUUGCUACAACAGAUAAUUCAUUCCCUGAUGUAAAUAUUGUAAAAGAAUUGUUUUGUGAUACCACAACAUAAGUGUUAUGUUGGUGGUGUAUUAAAUGUUAUAGAAAAUUAUCCUAGGAGGCUUGAAAAUUCUUUGGGUAGCUGUUUCAGUUUUGGUUAUAGCAAAAGGCAACAGCAUUUUUCUGGAAUAUUCCAAUAGAAUACCACCACAGGUGCAAUGCUAAACCUUUAACCGGCAAAUAUGAUCUCCAGUACAAUACCUGUGAAGUAAACAGCUUUAGUAGUGAUCUCCAUCUUCGACAUGCCUGUUCGCACAAGUUCCUUGCCAAGAUUUUUGGUAAAUACAUCCGCACAUAUCGCAAUGAGGAAGCCACCUUCUUUAAAGUUGACGUCAGUAUGUUUAGUCAAUUUACCACACAGUAGCCAUAUAGCCAUACCACAUAAGAUUGUUGUUGUUUUUUGGAGAUGGUAUCAAGGCAUUAUACCCCUUCUAGUGCAUCAGUGGUAUCAGAACUGGGUGGGAUUGGUGGGCAGGGGCCCAAGGCACCCUCACUUGUGGGUUAUGGGUACCCAGGUGUGCUUGGGCCCCCACUUUUUACCUGCCCAAGAUUUUGAUCCAGGAUGAUAUGCAAAUAUAAAUUGUUCGUCCUAAUUCUAAAAUUUCUGUCCUUUGAUAUUUUCUGUACUGAAAUGAACAACAAAGACUAGGUAACACUCAUCAUCCCUUAAUCUAGCAUAUUGUAGAGUGCCUACAAGAUUGAUUCUUACUUAUCCGUAACUACGUCUGGCUAAAUACACAAUAUUGUCUACUAUGCAAUGUAGAGCUAGAUACUCACAAAUGAAAAAAGUAC
This is a messenger RNA of Liolophura sinensis, 2675 nucleotides long. RefSeq lists its product as uncharacterized. The transcript has 4 exons. Bases 114 to 1694 code for a protein of 526 amino acids. The record is from RefSeq and is a predicted model, not a curated record. NCBI's taxonomy places the organism in Eukaryota, Metazoa, Mollusca, Polyplacophora, Chitonida, Chitonidae.